Messenger RNA from Oncorhynchus keta (chum salmon), 3007 nucleotides. RefSeq names its product guanine nucleotide-binding protein G(i) subunit alpha-2-like. Gene Ontology annotation, cellular component: heterotrimeric G-protein complex. Gene Ontology annotation, molecular function: G-protein beta/gamma-subunit complex binding; GTPase activity; GTP binding. The record is from RefSeq and is a predicted model, not a curated record. Bases 829 to 1896 code for a protein of 355 amino acids. The transcript is spliced from 9 exons. NCBI's taxonomy places the organism in Eukaryota, Metazoa, Chordata, Actinopteri, Salmoniformes, Salmonidae. Gene Ontology annotation, biological process: gamma-aminobutyric acid signaling pathway; adenylate cyclase-modulating G protein-coupled receptor signaling pathway.
UAACACUAACCUUAAUCACACUGCUAAUCGUAUGCCUAUCCCUACAGUUAAAUUAAGACAAAAAUCACAUUUUUAGCAUAUACUUUGUGGCUGUGUUAUCUAUAGUGGAAACCCUGGCACUUUGCUGACUUGGGAGGUGACUGAACUGUCUUCGGUUUGUUGGGCAGAGAGGAACUUCACAGCUGCUACGGGUGUGGUUUUUAACGUGAUAAAUCUUAACGAAGAGAAUAGUGCAUAACAUCACUCACACACUGAACGACUAAAUUAUAACUCCGAGGAAGAGGAGCAACAUAGCUCUGCGUCACAGUGGUUUAUUGAAUUUUGGUUCAUUGCAAAUUGGCAUCGGAAAUCGAUCUGCUCCGCGGUCUUCACAGCUGGAAUACUUUUGCUGAGGUUCCGUGACCCUUUUUCUUGGUCUAAAACGUGAACUUAACUGAUUUUAUUGACGCGCCCUCAAAAUAAAUUGUUGUUACUCAAAGUUUGUGUCCUCGUAAUGACAAACAAAUGACAUUUUUUCUAUCGGCUUGGAUAGAAUGUUCAAAAAUAGGCCUUAAACUUGGUUUACAAACGAGGAAACAUCUGGAUUAGAAAAAGUGAAUUCGGACUAAAUUUAAUAAAUCAUUUGGAUGCUGGUUUGUGGGUGAAUCAAACUUAUUUUCCAGUCGUAUUUCUCAAAGAGGAAGUUGCAUUUCUCAACCCCACAACACUGGACUGGGAACUAUUAAAAACAAAAAAAACACUCACAGAACUAGAGCCCUAAAUAGGCUACAUCAUUUUUGUGUGAUAUCGUUCCGAUAAACAGCAGUCCUGAAGCGUGCACUUGGAACCAUGGGGUGUACAGUGAGUCAGGAAGAUAAAGCCGCGGCCGAGAGGUCCAAAAUGAUUGACAAAAACCUUCGAGAAGAUGGAGAGAAGGCGGCGAGAGAAGUGAAACUGCUCCUUUUGGGUGCUGGAGAGUCAGGGAAGAGCACCAUUGUGAAACAGAUGAAGAUCAUCCAUGAGGAUGGCUACUCAGAAGAAGAGUGUAAACAGUACAGAGCUGUGGUCUACAGCAACACCAUCCAGUCAAUCAUGGCCAUCAUCAAGGCAAUGGCUAACCUCAAGAUCGAUUACGAAGAGGCCGCUCGAGCGGAUGAUGCCCGCCAGCUGUUUGCCCUCUCAGGGGCUGCUGAAGAGCAGGGCAUCCUGCCAGACGACCUGUCCAACGCCAUGCAGAGGCUGUGGGGCGACGGAGGGGUGCAGGGUUGCUUUACGCGCGCCCGCGAGUACCAGCUCAACGACUCGGCUGCCUACUACCUGAAUGAUCUAGAGAGGAUAGCCAAAGCAGACUACAUCCCCACACAGCAGGAUGUGUUGCGGACCAGAGUCAAGACCACCGGCAUCGUGGAGACACACUUCACCUUCAAAGACCUGCACUUUAAGAUGUUUGACGUGGGUGGCCAGCGUUCUGAGAGGAAGAAGUGGAUCCACUGCUUUGAGGGAGUCACAGCCAUCAUCUUCUGUGUGGCCAUGAGUGCCUAUGAUCUGGUGCUGGCUGAGGAUGAGGAGAUGAACCGGAUGCACGAGAGCAUGAAGUUAUUUGACUCCAUCUGCAACAACAAGUGGUUCACAGAGACCUCCAUCAUCCUGUUCCUCAACAAGAAGGACUUGUUUGAGAAGAAGAUCACCCACAGUCCCCUGACCAUCUGCUUCCCAGAGUACUCUGGUCCCAACAAAUUUGAAGAGGCACAGGCCUACAUCCAGACCAAGUUUGAGGACCUGAACAAGAAGAAGGACACCAAGGAGAUCUACAGCCACUUCACCCAAGCCACCGACACCAAGAACGUUCAGUUUGUCUUCGACGCCGUCACCGACGUCAUCAUCAAGAACAACCUGAAGGACUGUGGUCUCUUCUAGAGCGAAGCCUGAGGAAGAGUCAAGUCUUCCCUCAGAUGACUUGAACAGCUCUGAUAACCAGAAGGAAGGAUGGGGCAGACAGACUGCACUGGCCAACCACGAUUUCUGCUUUUAUCUGCUUUUUUUAAAGACACCUAAGAGACUGAGAACUCGGAGAGCCUUGCAGAAUUUCAACGAUUGCUGAUCCAGUUGCUCAUAAUUGUUAACUCUUUCAGCUAAGACCUUGAAUCAAACAUUUAUUGUCUUUUUUGUUUUGUUUUUCUUUGUUUAUUUUCAAUUAUUCGAGGACAAAAUGGAAAAGUUUUUAUUAAAUGCUUUCAUGUUACUUUACAAAAUCUAAUGUGCAAAUUCCAUUAAACUUUUAAUCACAUAAGGCAUAUUUUUUUUAAAGAAGCACAGGCAUGAAUAGAGAAUAUGAAUCGAAAAAGGAGUGCUUUUUUAAAUAAUGUUUACAUAUGUUCCUCAUUCAUAGCCGAACCGCAUAUUGUUCAUAAUAAUAUAAUAAUAAUAAUAUAUGCCAUUUAGCUGAUGCUUUUAUCCAAAGCGACUUACAGUCAUGUGUGCAUACAUUCUACGUAUGGGUGGUCCCGGGAAUCGAACCCACUACCCUGGCGUUACAAGCGCCAUGCUCUACCAACUGAGCCACAGAAGGACCACAUGCAUGCAUGACACAAGAUAUAUUAGCUCUGUAAUCUGCACAGAAUAUUUUAACAUUCCUUUUAGAAAAUCAAAAUAAAAAAAUAUAGAAAAGUAAAAACGAAAACAAAUCUUCACAACCAGGGGAAAGAAUAGCAAAACUUCUAACUGAUAUUUAAAAUAUGUACUUAACAUUGUUAUUUUUUAUAGUACCAUUUACAUGUCUUUUGCAGUAUGUUUGUGCCUACACUUCAGUUUACAACUGAUUCUUAGAUAUACUUUUAUCAGUACUGAUUGACCGACUGACUGUAUGCAUACAUUUUUUUUCCAUUUUGGUCAAACCAUCUUAAGGAUAAAUAGGUCAUAAGGAAAGACAAAAUCUAAUUGAGAGAUAGGUUAGGGUUUUUGGUCAAAUUUUAAAUGCUUUAAAAGUCCUUAUGAUUAUUUAAUUGAAAUAAAAAUAGCACCUGACACA